Molecule: messenger RNA, 2240 nt
Organism: Panicum virgatum (switchgrass)
Lineage: Eukaryota; Viridiplantae; Streptophyta; Magnoliopsida; Poales; Poaceae
Product: putative disease resistance protein At1g50180
Exons: 2
Coding region: 146-2155 (669 amino acids)
Biological process (GO): defense response to other organism
Molecular function (GO): ADP binding
Source: RefSeq, a predicted model, not a curated record
AGCGAACCCCACAGACCGAAAGCCAAGCGAUCUGCAGGGACCGGAGAAUAGGAUACGGCGAGCACAGAGCAGCUGCUUCCAAAUUCCAAUUCCCAAGCUGCUGCGCUUAGGAGUAGCUCAGGAGCCAUCCGCCGAACUUGCAAGCAUGGAGCUGGUGACGGGGGCGAUGGGGAGCCUGCUUCCCAAACUGGGCGAGCUGCUCAAGGAGGAGUACGGCCUGCAGAAGGGCGUCAGGAAGAAGAUCCAGUCCCUCUCGCGGGAGCUCGAGGCCGUGCACGACGUCCUCCGCAAGAUCGGCGACGUGCCACCGGAGCAGCUCGACGAGCUGGUCAGGCUCUGGGUGCGCGACGUCAGGGAGGCAUCCUACGACAUGGAGGACAUCGUCGACACCUUCCUGGUGCGCGUCGAUGAGCCUGCCGACCCACACAUGCUCAGGCGCCUCCGGAAGAAGGUGAGCGGUCUGUUCAAGAGGAGCAAGGCUCGCCGAAAUAUUUCUUGCCUGAUCCAGGAGAUCUACGAGAAGCUUGACGAGGUGGCAGUGAGGCGUGGAAGGUUCACCGUCGACAGCAUUGUCGCCAAGUCUGCAGCUGCGGCAACCAUCGAUCCUCGCAUCAUGAAUCUAUACAAAAGGGCAACGGAGCUUGUUGGCAUCGAGGGGCCAAGGGAUGAGCUCAUAAGCUUGUUGUCCCUAGAGGAUGAUGUUGAUUUGCGUGAUAAGAAGAUGAAGGUCGUCUCUGUCGUUGGAUUUGGAGGACUAGGAAAGACCACUCUUGCCAAAGCUGUAUAUGACCACAUUAAAUCACCUUUCGAGCGUAGUGCUUUUGUUCCAGUGGGUCGGAACCCUGACGUGAAGAAAGUUCUUAGAGACAUUCUCAUUGAUCUUGACAAGGGAAAGUAUGCCAAUUCAGAUUUUAUGGUGUUGGAUGAAAAGCAGCUCAUGGAUGAACUUAAGGAGUUCGUCAAGGAAAAGAGGUGCUUCAUUGUUAUUGAUGACAUAUGGGACAAGGAAUCAUGGAAUUUAAUCAGAUGUGCUCUUCAAGACAGUAAUUGUGGAAGUAGAGUAGUGGUGACCACUCGUAUUUCUGAAGUGGCUGCACAUGCAGAUGAAGUUUACAAAAUACAACCACUUUCUCGUGAGAACUCUGAAAAAUUAUUGUAUGAAAGAAUAGCUGAUGGUAAAGGGGAGUGUUUUGAUAGUCCAUCCGUUGAGGCAUGUGAAAUUUUUUUGAAGAAAUGUGGUGGUGUGCCAUUAGCAAUCAUUACAAUAGCCAGUUUGUUAGCCAGUAAACCAUGGGAGGACUGGUCUGAGGUCUACAACUCUAUUGGUUUUGGGCAUGGAGACAAUGAUGAGGUAGAAAAUACUAGGAAGAUAUUGUUGUUUAGCUAUUAUGAUCUGCCAUCACAUCUCAAGCCUUGCUUAUUAUACCUAAGCAUAUUUUCAGAAGAUCAAGUGAUAGAGAUAUAUAGUUUGAUAUGGAAGUGGAUAGCUGAAGGUUUCGUCCAUGAGGAACAAGCAGCAGGCAUCGGAUUAUAUGAGCUCGGUGAGAGGUACUUCAAUGAGUUGAUAAACAGAAGCAUGAUCCAACCAGUGGAGAUGUAUGAUAAAGGGUAUGUAGAGGGUUGCCGUCUUCAUGAUAUGGUUUUUGAUUUGGUCCGUUCAUUAUCGAGCCAAGAAAAUUUCGUCACAGUAUUGGACGGUGAUGACAAGCGACUGAAACUUCUGGGAAGCAUUGCUCGCAGGCUAGUCUUGCAGCGUAUCAAAGAGCACAGCGGCGGUCAACUACUAGCUAAUAUCGCUGUGGAUAAAGUCAGAUCUUUUAUUGCCAGUGAGUGCAAUUUUAGCUCGUCAGCAUCAUGCCCACGCACUUCAGUUUUGCGUGUAUUAGAUAUGCAAAAUUGUCAUACUGGAGAAAAGAUACACGAAGGUAUGCUGGAGAGUCUUGGGAGUUUACUUCACCUGAGGUACCUCCGUAUAGAAGAAUCAUCAACUACAGUUAGUAAUAUCGAACUGCCUAGGGAAGUGAGAUAUCUCAAGUUUCUGCAGACACUGGAUUUUUGGAAAUUCGGCAUAAAUGAGCUGCCCGAGGAGGUGGGACUGCUAACACAACUGGUUUGCCUACGUGUGAGGAAUGUGAGUACUCUACCCUGCCUGUGAUGAGUGAAUUGUCAACCGUGCGGUGUGAUCGUGCGCUUGGUCUUUGGAUUGCAGGUACACGGGCGUCGAGUGUCGACGGGGAGCU